Messenger RNA from Dufourea novaeangliae, 1083 nucleotides. It is a transcript of the gene par-6, whose product is annotated as partitioning defective protein 6. Gene Ontology annotation, molecular function: protein binding. The coding region runs from base 76 to 1083 and encodes 335 amino acids. The record is from RefSeq and is a predicted model, not a curated record. Gene Ontology annotation, biological process: centrosome cycle. The transcript is spliced from 5 exons. Lineage: Eukaryota; Metazoa; Arthropoda; Insecta; Hymenoptera; Halictidae.
AAUUCGAAAGCCAACUUCGGUUCGAGUUACGAAUUUCGUGGUUUAAACGUUGCGGUCCGUGUCGAAAUAAAAAUCAUGUCUAAGAGCAAACUUCAUCAUCAAGUUGACAGCAGUAUUGUCGCCGUGAAAAGCAAAUUUGAUGCUGAUAUUAUACGAUUUUCAAUCAAUCGUAAUGAAGCAAUUAGUUAUGAUAACUUUAAAAAAUUAUUGGCCGAGCGACAUGAUAUAGGUCCAGAUUUCUGCUUUUUGAUUUGGUAUACGGAUCCAACUGAUGGUGAUCUUUUACCCAUUAAUAAUGACAACAAUUUGGCAAGAGCAUUAUUAGCUGCAAAACCACUUCUAAGAAUUUUAAUACAAAGGAAGGGGGAUGGAUUAGAAGACAUAAAUGGAUAUGGGACAAUGAAACCAAAAAAUUUAAUCUCGAGUAUUCUUGGUGGCACACCUGGAAAACCAAAAUCAUUGGCUAUAUCUAAUCCACAUGAUUUCAGGCAGGUAUCAGCAAUAAUUGAUGUAGAUAUAUUACCAGAAACGUGCCGUCGUGUACGUUUGUUAAAGCAUGGUUCUGAUAAGCCAUUAGGAUUUUACAUUAAGGAUGGAGAAAGUUUUCGAAUAUUGCCACCUUCCGCAGGUGGUGGUAUUGAAAAGGUUCCUGGUGUAUUUAUCAGCAGAUUGGUACCAGGUGGUUUAGCUGAAAGUACAGGUCUUUUAGCAGUGAAUGACGAAGUGCUCGAAGUAAAUGGCAUAGAGGUCGCUGGAAAAACUCUCGAUCAGGUUACAGACAUGAUGAUUGCCAAUUCUUCAAAUCUAAUAAUCACAGUGAAACCUGCGAAUCAACGGGCAGCGUUAACUGCUCCGAGGCGUGGAUCAUUUUCACGGAAUAGUCAAUUGUCUUCUGGAAGUCAUCAAUCCACGCAAAGUGCUGCUACUGGUAGCGACGAAGAUGCAGACGAAAUUGUAGAUUUAACUGGUGUAACAUUGCAAGAGGAUGCGACCACUUCUACUUCUCAGCAUCACCACUACCACCACCACCACCAUCAUCAUCAAAAUCAUUUUAACCAUGAUCAAGGUGUUCUACAUUUAUAA